Paramecium pentaurelia is the source of this 1676-nucleotide messenger RNA. The record is from the annotation of a GenBank genome assembly. Lineage: Eukaryota; Ciliophora; Oligohymenophorea; Peniculida; Parameciidae.
AUGAGUACAUUAGCAGCAGCAAGAGCAGAUAAUUUUUACUUUGGACCUAAUUAUGAUCCAAAUGGAGUAAUGCUUAAAAUAUAAUAUAGGGUAGUCUGAAAUAUUAGAGGAAAAUGAAACUUUAAAAAAAACGAAAGCCAUCUAGAUUAGAUUAAUAUAAAAUAAAAAGUGGUCCUAAAAUCAGAUUUGAAACUCCAUUUCAUGUUAAAUGCUUAAAAUGUGGUCAUAUGAUAGCAAAAGGUGUAAGAUUUAAUGCUGUAAAAAGAGAAGGUAAGAUGAAAUUUUUAUGAUUUUCUUAGUGGGUUAAUUUCAUAGUACAACAAUAUUGUAAUUUUCAAUGCUUUGUCCAUCUUGUAAAAAUACUAUUGUUUGUAAGACCGAUCCUGAAAAUUGUGAUUAUAAUUAUACUGAAGGAGCAGUGAAAUGGGUAGAGGAUGAUUGUUUAUAUGAGUUUAGUUAAGUACAGAGAAGGCAACAGAUAUGGAAUUCAUUCCUGAUCCUGAGUAGAAAAUUAAAGAGUAAUCAAAUCCAAUGUAUAAAUUGGAGGUUAAUGUUGAAAAAGUUAAAAAAAAUAAUUUGGCUCCAGUAUUAGAAGACUUAUAAAAAUAUCGAAAGGUAUAGAAUAAUUUAGAGAUGAAAGGAAAAUUGGAAGGAUGAUUUUUAAAUGAAUUUAAUGUUAAGAAAGAAGUUUAGAGAAGAAAAAUAACAAUAUAAAUAAAUAGAAGAAGAAAAAAAUAGAGUUAAAAAUUUUGGGUUACCUAUGGAAGAAUUAACAAAGUCUGAAAUUGUAAAUAUGAGCCUAUAAAUAUUAUUUAGAGAGAGAUUAAGGAUAUUAAAUUUAAUGAAUCUAACAAUAGAAAAUAAUAAAGGGAAAAAAGAUAAGAAAUCAUGAAUUAAAGUAUUCUAUCUAGUGGUAGGAUGAAUUAAUAAUAACAAAAAUAAUUGGAGAUAUUGAAUAAGAAAUUCAGUCAAAUGCCUGCUGCAACUAGAAAAAUAUUCAAAUAGUAAUAUAUAGCAAAGAAAAACAAUAUCAAAUUUUGAAGAUUUUAUAAUUUUAUUUUUAUUUAUUUAAUAAGAUGAAUAAGAGUCAACACAGUUCUACACAUAAAGUUUUAGGUCCACCUUAGAUAAUUAUGUUUGAUGGAGAAGAAUCUAGAUUUUAAAAAAGAAUUUUUAGAGGUUUCAAGUUCUGUAUUAUUAAGAGCAUUCAACUGAUAAAAUAAAAUUUUGUUGGGAACAAUCACCUAUUCAUAAAACGAAUGAUUUUAAUUUUCAAAAAAUCAAUUACGUUAAUCAAUAAGAUAUGGAUGUUCAUGUUCGUAAUAGUUAUCAGUUACCAUAAAUAUAUAAACGUAAAAAUCAAUUAAAUAAUGAAUGCUUUGUUUUAUCUCCCUAAUUGACUGUUGGUUUAUUAAUAAUAUAUAUAUAUUUUAGAAUAAGAAUAAAAAUUUGGGAAAUAUGCUAAACGAUACACUUAGGAUUCAGAUAUAUUUUCACUUAAAAUUCCAAUAGAAAAAUAAUACUCUCAACAUUCAUCUGCAUAUGGACAAUUUUAUUUCUAACCAGAAUUUAAACUAACUAAAACUAAACCUGUUUUUAAAUAUCAUACUGCUAAAAGUCAAAUUCUUGGCAAUUCUAGAUUGUAAUACAUUAAAUUAAGGUAAGAAAUGGAUUGA